AUGUCCCGAUUUUUUCUGCCCCCAUAUCCGCCACCGCCGGAAUCUAUAUGUAGUCAAACACCCGAGUAUCCGAAAUUGCCACCACUGAACGAGCACCAAAAUACUCGAACCGGAACCGGAACUGGAUUAUUAAACGUGACCAAACAUCGAAGAAAUAUGGAAAAAUCGGUCACCACUGUUUCUUCUAUUGCACGAAAGCAUCGAACUUGGAAGCCCAGAUUACAAGAGGCAGCAGUGUGGACUGUGGAUCAUCAAGUGCCUGAUUACACGUGCCUCAUAUGUGGCAUGCGAUUCUCUCAUGGCGAUAUGUUGUACGCUCAUUUGUUGGUCUUAUCUCAUCAUUUUGUUAAAGUGAAUUCCUAUCCUUCCAUACAAUUCCGUUGUCGUCGAUGUGGACAAAGUUGGACGGAAGAGUUCAGCACGCAACGAUUGAAGGAGUUACAACGACACGGAUGUGUUCAACAGAAAGCUGCUUUCCUCAGCAAAUGUAUCAUUCCGGAUGAACCGUUUAAAAAAUGCGGACUUCCAUUUGUUUGUCUGUUCUGUUGCACCGAACCGCUUCAGUCAACCAAUCGACGACUGCAGCCCGUCGGGAAAUAUACAAAAACGCCGCUAUACUCGUGUGAAAGUGCAAUGCGAUUUGAAUCCAAACUGCAUUUGGCUGUGCACAUUCUAUGCUGUCAUUCCACACGGGCAAAACCCGGUGGUUGCGGGGAAUGCUCGUAUCAAGUGGAUCGAAUGUACAAACCCGAUUCAGCAUGGGAUUCCACCAGAUUUUGGUCCGAUAAAGCCGAAACAAACAAAUCGGUUGAACGAACAAUUGUAUACGAUGACUCCGGUUCACUUUCCACCGCCUCGGAAUCCGAUAAUUCGCGUCCCAUCUACCGACUACAGGAUUCUAUUCUCGAACGAAACGGUCUUUCAAGUUUGGAACAACAUUUGGAUGUGAUUCAUUGGCCUUUGUUUGAAUUUCUUUCUUGGUAUAUGAAACAACGUCGAUCGGUCCUGGACCGGACACAUACCGAUGUCUAUUCGUGUCCGCUGUGUGAAUUGUCACAAAUGAUGGAAGACCAACGGAACAUCACCUCCAAAGGGGAUAUUUUCGGGGAGUUGAGUAAGUCGUCGCGGAGGAACAAGUAUCAGAUUCAGACGAAUGCGGUACUGCAAUCCCAUGUGGCAUGUUAUCAUUCGGGAUCGAAACAAAUGGACAUGCUGUUCGGUAUCUGUCAAGUGUGCGGGCACACUGAUUGGAUGCAGCUGUCACAAAAUGAAACAGACUCCGGUUCAUGUAAUGGUCAUUCGUAUGGUUCAGUGAAACAUUUGAUUCGUUCCGGACAUGCCCGACGUUUACAACAACAAUUUGUCCGGUGCUUGGAACAGGGUCGUUUGACCGAGGAGAGUGUACACUGUUCAUUCGACUGGGAUACUGUAUGUCUGUACUGUUGGAAGCGUUUCACCAGUAAACUGGGUCCGGAUGAUCGCAUACUUCGAGCACGAUGUGAGCUGCAGGCACAUCUGAUUGUUGCCCACUGUGGUCCAUUUGCAAGUUAUGCAAGUGGAAACACAAUGCCCACAGUCCAAAGUCAACAGCAAUCCCUGGGUUCCGGAGCGAACGGCCGAAAAUGCGGAUGUUGGGAUGGAAGAAGAACAUACGUCACAUCUCAUAUAUUUAGCAAAAAUUUGCCAUCAGUGGGCAGUAUUCACAGUUUUCACACAAUCAUCGAUGGUGCGAAAAGGCGAUACGGUUAUUUGGACACAACGACAUCUGAAGAUAUUUUCUGUAGUGAAAUAGCCAAAUCUGGUCAUUCAUCUAAUGCUCCAAAACUGGUGGAGAGACUUUCUAUUCCUGACGAAUAUAGGUUAUAUUAUAAAAAAUUCCGGGAACAAAUUGUAUCUAUCCAGGAAAAUAUGAAAACGGAUUUAACUGUUUUAUCGUGGAGUUUUAUAAAAGAACGCACACUUGCUUUCGUUGUCAAACGCAUUCCCAAGAAGGAUAAGGUUGACAUCGUCGAUCUGACCGGGAACAGUAUUACGCCUGAUGAUGCGGACACAAAUUGUCAUCGAUUUUCCAACUAUAUACAACUGGCUGAAAAGUAUAAGAAUUACGUGUACAAGAACCAAUUUAAUUUCCGUGCGGAAAGAAACAUUCAAGCAAUUUUAAUUCUAAUGGAUCGCAAUGAUGUGAAAAAGGUGAUGGGAGAGAUAAGGCCACUUGUAACCGCUUGGGUCGAAGGAAAACCGGCUGGGAUGAUGGAAAAGUCCACUGACCCGUUUCCCGUACGAUUCAUUCGUGUAUUAGCUACACGUCGUAUGAUCUAUUCAGUUGGUGAAUGUAGUUCAUGGUCCUCUGACGAAGACGUAGACGGCAAAGUGACAUGUUCUGUGCGUCGCGGUGAUACGUUUGUCGAGCAACCGAGAAUGCGUUUUCUAUCGGAAUCAAACUCAGUACGAAUGUGUGAGCUGGACGUAUCGGACAGUGGAGAAUACCGAUGCUUUGAGGAUAAAAAUCUGUGGUUGGAAAAAAUGCAUCUGAUCGUGUUGCCGAAGGCGGAACACGUGACUGUGAGAUUGACUAGUGAAUAUCUAAAUUCACCGGAUUCGACCAACGUGGAGUUGCGACGACGUGAUGAACUUGGUCGAAUUUUUGUGCGAUCCGGUGAAAUGGUCAUUGCCAAUUGCAUAUACAAUCUGUCCAAGGGACUGGAUAAUUAUAAUGGUCCGAUAUUCGAGAACUAUGUGAAAAAACAGCCUCAGACGGAUGGUUCAACACGGAUUCACGAAAAAAAAAUUGACUAUCCUCAGCACAUGUUUGUUUGGAUCCAGUCGUACAAGUUGAACACAUUAUUCAUCAAAGGAAAAACCUUGGAGCAUCUUUUAGCAUGCAAAUACUCCUAUACGCCCGAUGAAUCUAUUGUGACACACGAUCGACAGUUCACUCCGUGGAAUGUGAUACAUUACGCCAACGAGAGUGUUAUCGCCUCAGCUUAUCAACCACCAGUCAUAUUUGAUUGGGGCAUAGAUACGAAUUACCCGAACGUUACCAAUGCGUUACGGCAAGCUAGCGCCACAUCUCCAGAUAUUGCCUCAUUUUCCAGUGAUCCAAAAGAACCCAUAUUGGUUGACUUCUUUUCCGGAUCGUUUCAUAGUAUGCACUAUCGAAAUGAUGGUUGGACAGUAGUGUGGCUCAUCUCUCGAGAAGAUGGUAUUCUCAGGAUGGAGAUAUGCUCGGUUUCUGAAAACAUCAUGACACCGGAGAACAAUAAGCAGCUUUUCGAUAGGCAGGAUGUGAAGGAUCAUUAUGGUCAGUUUGUUUUAACGCAGACAACAUUUCGCUGUUUGCUGCAUCCUCGUAUAAUUGGCAUCUCAUUGGUUGCAUUUAACACAGAAGGAACACAAGUGAAACAAAAAGAAGUGGAAGAAGCUUAUACAAAAUCUCUGAAAGAAGUGAUCAGUGAACGUCUCCAAACUUCGAAACCAUUGAAUCUAAAGUCCGUAACCAGUCACAGUGAUAGUGUAGUUGAGCAUCGCUUAAUUCGUGUACGGCUCGGUUGGGCUGCAACCGUGAGUCAUCGUGAACAAAUUACAAUGCACUGGGACAUGAAAACCGUUACCCAGGGUAAGCCUCAUUGUGAAUACCGGAAGGCUGAAUCUGAUCAUUGGUCAGCUUUACCGACUGGGUUUCAGCUUAAUAAGAUAGAAAACACAAAUACCUAUAAACUUUACAAACCAGUCAGUGAUCUGACCGAUUCCGGACAAUACAGAUGUUUUGGACCGGAUAAACUAACAUCACUGGGUCCAGUUCUCACGGUAGCAGUCGUUCCGACAUCGGAAGAUCUAAAGACCGAACUGGAAUAUGAAAAGAUUGUUCAGGGUGAAAAUGGAUCCGUGUUGGUAUUGUCUGGACAACGAGUUACAGUGAAAUACUCCUUUGAAUUUGGACACGGUUUUCAAGCUCAGACUUCAACUCGGCUCACUUAUGAAACAUACAAUCCAUUAAAUGAAUCGUACCAAGAAAUUGCAUCAAGCAAGCUGGGUGAAGCAUCUAGAGCAGACAAUCAUACACAUGGUCUCACCAUAAGAUACACAUUCACAGCCCCAGAACCGAUGCAAUACUGGAAUCAUACGAGAGCUCGAUUUGAUAUAUUCCUGACUAAACGUACACGCGAUGCAGGCGAUUUAUUGAGCGAGAACGCGGCUGUUCAAGUGACUACGAUGAGGACGAUCAUGGUGAAAGAACGUCUAUUACCGAAAGCUAUAUCCGAUUUGAUAUUUUCGAAUGAGGAGGAGUUGCAAAAGCAGCUUCAAGCAAACCAUUCACAGAAAGCGGAAACCUCAUUGUUCAAUUCGAAAGUUUCACCCGUGUCACUUGUUGAGAACCCGAUCAACGUCACUUUCACCGUGUUUGCGGGCAUACCAAAGGGACGUUCAAAAUUGUGGUUGGUUUAUCGGCACGGAUCGGACAUAGAAUUUGAAGAAUGUGCUCCGUCAAGCGUUACGGACUUGACGAAACACUCCUCUGAGUUCACACAAAGGGAUAUUUAUAAACAAAGUAAAGGUAACAAUUUUCAACAGCUCAAGUUUCAAUGUAUACUGAUCACGCAGCACAUAGCGAUGAUAUUGGGUUUGUUCAAUGCUUACGAUCACACUUUGUCCAUGGAAGAAGAGGAAAGCGUAUUUAAGCAUGAUUUGAAGCACGGAAUAUUGGGAUCGAACCCGGUGCAAUCAGAUGAUGAUGAGAUGAAGCUUUUGAAAGAGAAAUUGCGUACCAAGUCUAGGCACGUAUCGGUGAAGCUCAAUGUGGGUUGGAAAGCUAUACUGCGAAUUGGGGAGCGUAUUCGUAUAGUCGGUAGAUUUAGCGAAAGCUUAGAAAACGCCAUAGUCUGUGUGAGAAGAACUGUUGACACUGGUCCAGGCGAGGGGGAGGAGAUAAAGUUUCUAAAAGCAAUGGAUGAUGGUAUCAAGGGUUUUGAACUGAUAAAAGACUCGGUCACUUACGAUGACUCCGGCAUAUAUGAGUGCAAGGAUAAUCUGUGUGAAAAUUGUGGUUUUCGAUCUGGUAUGGCCCCUCGAAAUGUUUAUGUACUUCCGGAUGAAAAUAUGCUGUUUUUGAUGUUAAAUCAUCAGACUCUGACCGAGAAUGGUCCGUAUGAAGCAAAUUUCAUCCAGUGCAUACGAGACACCCAUCCGUAUUUGUUCACAGAACAAAAUGUGAGCGUGCGAUGUGCCUAUCCAAUAUCCUUAUUUGAGCAAAUGAAGCCGACAGUUCAACUGGUCUAUCAAAUGUUCGAUGCAACUGAAAGGAAAUUAGUUGGCUUAAAUGCCACUAGGGAAACCGAAGUCAAGAGUCAAAUAAAUCAAAAACCACACUACAUAACUGGAUUUACUAUUCAAGGACCCACACCUGAACAGUUGAAAGGCGAUCUGAUACUGAUUUGCCAAUUCGCUUAUGAAGAACUUUAUUUAGUGGGUCACGAUGCCAGUGGUUUACAAUUACCAGUCGUUCUAGAGAAGAAACGUGAUGUCAGUGCAAAACUGAUGCUCGCUCCGCGCAUAUUUGUUGAGUAUUUGUCGUCAAACAAACAUCACCUUCUAGACAAUCUCCUUCAUCGAGAAACGUUCAGCCCAUUGAGUGCACAACUCUUUCAUAAAUCCGGUUCCUCAUCCAGACUGAUAGAACAAAAUGUUAAAAUCAAUGUGGUGCAAAAUCUCGGUGUACCUCGUGGACAAUCGCUCGCUUUUACCAUUUACGAAUUCAAUGGUCUACAAACAGAGGACUGUUUUCAAAAAGAGUCCAUGUCCUUGAUUGAAUCGAAUACACCGCCCCUCGUAAAAGAGCAUCCAACCUAUCGGACAUCGAAAGGCGCAAACUAUGAGAACACAACAUACGUGUGCACGCUGCAACCGGAACACAUCGCUCUAGUUUUAGUUGUAUUCACCGUGUUCAAUGAAGAUGAAUUGGCAGUCAGAAAGGCUAUCAUACAGAACAUUGUGAGUUAUGUACAGUUUUGGCUCGAAAAUCCCAGUAGUAAGGAGGAUAGACAAUUGCAGAUCAGCAUAAAUACACGCGCAGAUUGGCGCGUACAGAGGCUAAACAUCGGUUGGUUUGGAUCUGUGCCCAUGAAAAGGCAGUGGAGAAUGUUGGUUGCGCAUCAGUGGCUGACGUUCCAUGAAGAAAGAUGGCAAAACGCUCGAUUUAUUUGUUACUAUCAAACUGAUAUGUCGAGUUCCAAAGUGGAGUGUUAUAAUGGUUUCAUGGAUUCAUUCAUUUAUUUCGAGCCCGACAAACCGGCUGAAAUGUCCGAUUCCGGAAUCUACCACUGCGUGUAUAAACCAUGCGCUGGACAAUGUGAUGAGCAUUUACUAGCUGCGCCUCGUCGCCUACUAGUCAUACCAAAUGCAAAUGUGCUUGCGAUCUAUUACAACCGAAGGCUGUUGAACGAGGGUGAAUCAGCGAAAACGGACUGGAAGGAAUACAACAAAAACAAAGAGCCCGUCUUGCGGGAGGGUGAGAGUAUGUUUGUCUAUUGUCAAUUCGAGCGGGUGCCUGGGAUGGCGGAAAAAGAGAAACUUCAAUUCUCUGUUUUCAUGAAAAGCUCUACGACAGACAGUGCAGUUAGGAACUUAUCAUUCACUGAAAGAGGCGAACACAAUAGCAACUCUAAGGUCUACACAGGUGUGUUUGAAGUGGGCGGUCCAAAAGUCGAUGAAUAUUACGAUCCGGUGACUAUUCAGUGUCAGGUGGACUAUGAUGAUAGUAUAUUUGACGAGAAGGAUAUACAUUUGGAGAAGAAAAUCAAACCCUUAGUGAAAUCCAGUCCCGUUGCGUUUGCUGAACGUGUAUUACCAAAAAUCUUUAGCUCAGAAAUCAAAGCAUCCAACAAAGAUUUAGAAUAUUCUUUACGGUAUGCCAAACCCAGUGUGGGUUCACCCGAGGAUUAUCUGAAAUCGGUCACAAAAUCUCAGAUGCAAGAAGGAAUUUUCCAGUUAUCCACUGUAGCUUCUCUUGGCACUCCCCGUUCAGAACUUUUUGCUUUUGUUAUAUAUGAGUCGGGAGCGAAAAUGAUCAUUGAAUUGUGCAUCAAAACCGAUGAGAAACACCUGAAAAUAGAGGAAGUGCCUGUCAGUGUCAAAAGUCGAUCGACUCAACAGCAUUUGAAGAGAGAUCAUUUUAUUCGUGCCCAAUUCGUUUGCGUAAUACGAGCGGAACACUUAGCAACCGGGUUCAUGACCUACGAUAUUUAUGGAAGAGAGAGUGAUCGGCACGUAUUGAAAAGGACAAUGUUAGAGGCAUUGAGUCAGAGAGUGACCGANGAGUCAAGUCGAAGAUUGAUAUAUCAGUUGGCCAAAAUCCGAGUUGGUUGGAAGGCCACUGUGCAAAUCGGUGCACCGGUUCACAUGGUUGGCAGUGCUGGUGGUCCGUCUGAUAGGAACAUUUUGUGCACAUACCAGCCGCUUGAAGGUACAACAAAACGCAAUAUGAGUGAUAAUUUUAGGAUUGAACGAGCAAGCGGUGAAACUGACACGACUACUGGCGAGCCGGGGAGCAAUUUGGUCUCCUUUUCCGUGAUCAAAACCAAUUCCACUUACGAAGAUUCCGGGUUUUAUGCAUGCAAAGUGAGUGGAGACUGUGACGGAUGCACUGAGUCAGUUGGAUUCAUUCCCCGCCGUCUGAUAGUUCUGCCCGAUGCAUCUGUUGUACGAAUAUUAGUCACAGAGAAAGUAUUGACAACCAGUGACAAAUGGGAAGGACAUUUCACCCAAUGCAAUGAGAAAAAUCAACCAGUAGUUCUGAAUGGACACUCAGUUGUUAUCGGUUGCUUGCAGGAGAUACCCCCGGGUGCUCCUCAGUCUUCAGAGUUCCAAUUCACAAUUAAGUCAAAUGAAAACAAUUUCACAUUCGAAGUCACACUCCUCAGUAUAGAACGACAGAAGAAUAAACUGUUGCAUUUGUACCGUUUCGUUGCCCCGACUAUCGAAAAGUUCACUGGGUUCGUGGAAGCGAAGUGCCGUUGGAAUUACACAUUUGAAAAACUAACACCGCCAGAUCUAGCUGGUGAUCGAGAGCCGAUCACAAUCGAAUCAACCAAGACUAUCGAGGUCAGAGCAUUCGUACACCCUGUAGUCUACUCCAAGCUGGCUACCAGUAAUGAACAAGAGAUUGAGAAAAAUAUUCAGACUACCAUCAAAUCGGCGAAAGAAUUUAACAACACAGAAGUGAAACGUUUAUUGGAAAAUGUCUAUCAAGUAAAUCUAGUAGCAACUCUGGGUAUCCCUAGGGGGUCACUAUCCAUGUGGCCUAUGUUCCCUCUUCACAAACACGAAAUUAUUUCAGAGCCAUGCAAAUUAAAUAAUCUUCAUGAAAUGACCGACGCUGAAUUGCCUGAGAACUUGAAGAAUAUGAGUAAAUCAAAAACUAAAGUGAACUAUAACAUUGUCAAUGCCUCAUUCAGUUGUCUGCUUAGACGGGAACACAAAGUGCUCAGCUACAUGGUCCACAAUGCACACGAUCCCAGGACUAACAAUACUGCUUUGGCUGAAAUUUUGUUAUCCAACCUUAAACGCGUGGUUUCUACCUGCCUUUUCGAACCGGAGAACGAAAACCAGCUCGACUUGAACAUACCAGUUGGUUCUUUUACUAACUACGGAUUGGUCAAGUUGGAUAUUGUUUGGAUUGCCUCGCCGAAUGUUGGUUCAAAUGUAUCGAUGUUCGGCUUCGACGGUACACAAAAUGAAGAUAAAAUCAAGUGCUUUUAUCAAUAUGAUGAAACUCAACAGCCUCCGUUUGAACUGCACAGACACAGAGCGUAUGAUCGUGUAGCAAACAGCUUUGCAUUUCGUUUGGACAAGAAAGAACUGACCCUUACAGAUUCGGGCAUUUACAGUUGCAAUGUGAGCGCAACGUGUUUCAAUUGCAAACCAAUCAUUGGAUUUCUACCACGUAGACUCACAGUAUUGCCGGAUGAUUCUGUACUACAAGUUUAUUUGAUUAAACCAUCAGUGGAGUUACGUGAUGCCGGAUUCUACCUCUGUCGUGUUGUGGAAUGUGCGACAUGUCCGGGCGAAUCAUUAACUCAAGCACGGCAGUUUCUUGUGUUUCCCAGAAAACUGAGCAUGAACUUGUGUGUGAGUCAUGCAUCAUUUGAACAGAACGAGGUAUGUCGAAACAACUAUACCCUGAUCGAUUCGGGGUCAAUGUAUGCCUAUGCGGGACAAACUAUAGUAUUGCAUUGUGCUUACAAAAUGCUGACCGCACAUAUAUUCCCACCGUUGGUAAAAUUCGCUUUUGUCGAGCAACGACCGAAUCAAACAUCACACAUUGAACGUAAUUUUACUGUGCUAACAAGCCGAGAUAUUUCUUUGGAUGAGGGCUUGCAUCAUUGCAGCUCAUACACUACUUCCGUACCAACAGAUUUACCAAAAACAGCUCUAAUGACAGCCUACUGCCAAUUCUCCCUAAGUCAAUUACCUAGUCCUUUGGAUAUCAACACACUGAAACACUACAAAAUGCACGAAUUAUCUCAGCGCAUCUUAAACCGGUACCCCAGAACUCCUCGGAUUGAUGAAAAUUCCACCGAAACAAGUAAUCCAGAAUUGACGCACAUUCUCAGAGAGGGCAAUACGAAAUCGGUGAAUCGCACAAUAUUUUACGCAAACACAAAUAGAAGACGAAUUCCCGAAGGUAUCAUCAGUGGGAGCUUUUAUGUUGAUUUGGGCGUACCCGUCGGAACAGUGGCGGUAUGGACCUUAUACAGGAACGGGUCCAAACUCAUCGGGGAUCCAUGUGAGGCCAGACCGCGUACAGAAGAAUCAAACUCAGAGAAUGUAUCGGAUUAUGUUCGCAUGCGAUUCACUUGUUACGUUCAACCUCCAACCAUUGCUCUUCUCAUUUACGCGUUCCAUACACUAGAUUUUGAAACCGCUCAGAGGCCAACAAGUGCCUUAUUCUUACCAGGAUUGUUAACAUCGGUUGAAACGUGGAUUAGUGAGAGCAUCCCUGAGUCAGAUCAACAAGAUGAUGUCAUAAAACCUCCUCAGGGAUUGUCCGGUGACUAUCAACUCGUUCAAAUUCGAAUUGGAUGGAACUCUGUAGUACAAGUAGACUCAUCAAUUUACAUGUUUGGUCGAUCGGAAGGAAUACAUUCAGCUGAGAUCAAAUGCUUUCGUCGCUAUACAACAGACGGGACUCGAAGACGAUUCAAUGCAAAUAUUACACUGUCGGAAAAUGGGCGAACAUUCUCACUAUAUCAGCCAAACGCACAUUUCACGGAUUCCGGGCUAUACAGUUGUCCACUUCACAAUUGUACAUCUGUUCCACGGUGUGUUGGCAUAGAGGAACGUCGGCUAAUUGUUCUGCCAGACUCUUCGGUCAUACAAAUGCGAGUUCACUUUGAGUUAGACUCGGUCUGGCGUGAACAACAAUGUCAGGCGAAUGCGGAUGCACCUGUAAAACCGGGCGAUGAAAUACGAGUCAGUUCCGUUGUCAAUAUACCGGGCACUGAUCUGACCAGGAGCUUCGUGGAUAAGGAGAUACGUCGAGCAAUUAGUGUGGAUGUGCGUCAAUGGCUUGAUGGUAACCAAACGAAUCAGUCCAGUUUAGCAAACUCUAAGUGUUACAACAAAGAUUAUCGCAUGAUUCGACUCCGAGUGGGUUGGAAAGCAUCUAUACCUUGGAGGUCGACAGUUAUCAUUCAUGGACGGCUACGAAGCAGCAAGAUUGAGGAUAUCAAGUGUUACUACCGAGCGAACUAUGAAACGGAGUUCAAACCCUUGGAACGACCAUUCGAGUUGAACGCGAAUGUGACGAUUGAUUACGUUGUUCUCGAAAUAGCCAACACUGAGUAUAGUGAUAUUGGGAGUUAUUAUUGCAGCAAGACAAACCAAAUAAUUGGGAGUAUCAAUACAGUGAUUGGUGUUCGAAAAUUGGUCGUACUUCCGGAUCAGACAGCGGUCAAGUGCGCACUCACAUUGGACUCUCAGGGACAAGAUUUGGUUUCACAAAGACAAAAGCAAGCUGAUGGUGUUACGUUUCUUUUGUCUGAUCAGACCGCAUACGCACAUUGUGAUCGGGAUGAGAUAUUGGGAAAAAUGUUCCCCUCACGUCGUCAAUUUCAGUAUCUAAUGAAAAAUGACCAAACCGGUCAGAUGCAGGAACUGGAGAAAAUGCGACUGACCGAUUCCGAGACGGUGAAUCCAGCAACAAGAGAGUCGCAUAAGAUAGUGGGCGUUUGGUCCAAAGAUUAUACUGGUUUGUUGAGGAUUACUUGUGCCACACUAUUCAUUGACUUGAUUGCACCGUUUGACAUAAACAAACGGAACAAUAGUGCUCAGAUUGAAUGUCAUACGGUCUUCACAAUUCAGGAACCAGCUAAUGGUGAACCGACGGUCGUAACCAUAACAACGGAUUACGAUCGUCAACCGGUACCUCUGGGCACAGAAUUUACUUGCUCAGGUGGUUUCGGACUACCGUCCCUACAAUAUCGUUGGGAAGUGGGCAAAGUUCAAUGGUAUUCUGAGGGAAUACAAGGACAAGAUAUGGUCACUCUAUUGCCCGGAAAUGAAGGUGGCUGGGGUGGCCCAAAGAAAGUUUUUACCGAUUCCCCCGAAGAAAGCCUAGAAAUACAAGGAGCACGGUUGAUCAUACCGGAAAAUCCGAAAUACCGAGGAAUGACUUACACCUAUGUGUGUUUGGGAAGUAAUGUAGUGCAGGAUCGUGUGAACGAGAUUCGCAAAACUAUCACAUUCUCGGUCAUGAUAUGCGCAACGAGAAAUUUGAAAUUGGAUCUAUCCAUAGUACUCAGUCGACACAUUAUGAGCACGUGCUCACUUGUAAACAAUCCGGACCCGGAAAUACAGUUCUACGGUCAUUACUUUUUGACUUUUGUGCGACAGAUUAUUUUAGGUUUACCAUACGGGAAGAAGACUACACGGUUCAACAUCCUAAUGGAUGAUGUACUAUUUGCUAAUGUGGAACACAGCCCAAAAGUCAAAUCAAUCCAGUUCAGUGAAAACAUUUUGCGACAGGAGAUAGCAGAAAGGCUUUAUUCACGAGAGUUGAAACCAACCACAUUGGACAGUGGUUGCGAUGCAUCGCAACUCUCACUAAACAAAGUGGUCCAAGCUUUGAGAAAAAUGCGUCCUCCAAAAACGAAACGGAAGCACGUUGUCCUUCUCGCUCUGGACAAAUUUGUGGAUCUGGAACCACUGGACGAAUUAAAGAACAGUAUAAGUGCUUUGAAAUCUCAAGAAAUUCGAAUCAUUUUGGCCGUUACUCAUGCAUUACAAGGUUCAGAGGAAUUGUUUAAUAAUCGUUUGGUAGAAUUAUUAAAUCCGCUCAAUUUUACCAGCAUUCUGCCCACCUUCAAUCCGACCGAUUCGUGUGACACAUGUCGACCAGAAUGGAACGAUCCUGCACUUCGCAUCAAACGUGAGACAGUAUUUGAUGCAGUUUGCCAGGCUGUCGGAGCCCAGCUACCACCGCAAACUCUGGUACCAGCUUUGCGAUUUUCUAUACCAAUGCACCAAUGGUUUACCGGCGUAGAGUUGGGGAUGACAUGUUUGGGAAAUGUGGCGCAUCCCGAUGAAGAACAGACCACAGCUGAACUAGUUUUAUGCCUAACAAAUAACAAUAUUCUGAAAGUGCUUGGAAAGAAGAAAAUCAAUAUCCAAAUUUUAAUGCAAGUUUGCCACAAGAAACUGGCCUCCAGACUGCAGUCUCUUCAGAAAUCGGUGGAGACGAUCGCUGUCACUUCAAGCAUUCUGUUGGAACCUGACAACCCCGACGAUAUUGUCUGUCCCAGUGCACCGAAAAUACGAUUCCAACCGGAUCUAGAACGAAGUUUAUCCCAGGAUAAAACGCGAUUGGAUGUGACGUGUGACGGUGCAGCCACGGCCAACUCACUUCCAUUCAAGCUGUACUAUCUGGCUCCAUCAUUUUCCAUCAUAUUGUGCAGUCAUCAAUCUGUCAUCGGCGGGAUGAAUCAGGAGAAUCCAUUCACGGGAGAUCGGGAGAUCCCAUGCGCCUUGGCCUCGCAUUUGGAUAACAAAUGUGAUCAAUUGAUCACGAAAGAUUUGCCCGAUAAGAUAUAUUAUCCGGAACGAUGCACCGUCAGUUAUCGAAGUGAUGUGAAUAAUGUGUUUCGACGAAUUGAAUUUACUGUGACAAUGCUCAGAGCAAAAGAUUUCGGUGCACGUGUUUUCUGUGAAGUGAUCGAUCUGUUCGCGGCACAAUCAGUCGGAGACAAAGGUUCUAUCGAUUUGCGCAGUGAGGUGAAAACAGUUAUGUUCUCCAUGCCCACCCAGAUACUUCAAUUCUACUUUGAACCGAGCCGGGAAAUUUGGAUAUGCAAGGCAGCAGCAUUUCCGUUCCCGGAAAUCGGUUCGAUCGAAGCAGUGAGUUCCAGCACUUUGUGGUUGGAGAAGCAACUGGCCUAUUACGAUUCGGUUAUCAAUUUGACUCAGCCACAUACUCUACAUGGACAUUUGCUACCAAAGAGAAAAUUGAUUCAUCUGAACUACACAAUUGCCAUCAGUUUCGUUCCCAGUUUUGAAAUACCCGGUGGACUUCGAAGUGGUAACAUGACUCUACGUUGUCAGUUGGGCAAAGUAAAGCGGGAUUUAACCACAACAAUUGCAAAUCGUACUGAACCGGAAGAACCAGUAAAUAAAGUACCUUCAGUUCCGGAGGUUGGGAAAGCGAUGCAUUUCACAUGCCAAUUCGAUAACCUCCAAAUGAAUUCACCUCAGGCCACUUUGCAUCGGUUAGUGCGGACGUCGUGGCUUAAUUAUGACAUCACUGUGAGUUAUGUGCAAUUACUAACACUUCAUCGAAACAAGUGGAUUCGGACACCGGAUCGUCAGUUACACAUGAAUGGAAUGGGAUUGUGGGGUUCCGACUCGCUUGGUCGAACAACAAUGUUGACAACCAACACAUCAAGCGAUGCCGCUGUUGGGUUCACAAUUUCCAAGGCGAAAGUAAGUGCACACAAUUGCAAAACUUUCAUAAAUUCAUUGUCCAUUUUGAAGAAUAAUUUUGUGAUAUUAAAUUACAUGCCUGGGGAUACAUUUAAUUUCUUGGGUCUGUUAAUUGCUCAGAUCUUCAGGAUUACCUUCUGCAAAACGUAA
Echinostoma caproni is the source of this 14121-nucleotide messenger RNA. The record is from the annotation of a GenBank genome assembly. NCBI's taxonomy places the organism in Eukaryota, Metazoa, Platyhelminthes, Trematoda, Plagiorchiida, Echinostomatidae.